Molecule: messenger RNA, 7557 nt
Organism: Pecten maximus
Lineage: Eukaryota; Metazoa; Mollusca; Bivalvia; Pectinida; Pectinidae
Exons: 3
Coding region: 190-786 (198 amino acids)
Cellular component (GO): membrane
Source: RefSeq, a predicted model, not a curated record
AAGCUUCGUCUGUAGAUAAGCAUAUGUGUGUAAGUUCGUUCCGUUUGGAUUUCCGAAGUUCGAUAAAUACACAUACCUGCCCAAACCGGAAGUUGUCAAAGUAGGGGCUCCAUAAAAAAAGAAAGAAAAUUAUUUGGAACCGAGAAGUGACUUAGUUAACUGCAGCAAGGAGGAUUUACGACAUACAAGAUGCCUAAUUGUAUUGUAAUUACAGCGAUAGUAUGUGUGUUGGUCACAACAGUUGCUACAAUUGUGUCUUUUUCACUUCCAAACUGGCUACAUUUUCGAAAUCUCGGUGACGCACUGUGUGGAUGCUCGUCCAAGGAUUGCCAUUGUGGCUUGUGGAUAAACUGCAGGGGAGGUUUUGAUGCCAGUUCGUCGUUAGCAAAUUGUGAAUGGUUCUUCUCCGACGAUUUUCACAUCGAAAAAAGUUUACCAGAUUGGUUCAAGGCUGUCCAGGGUUUGAUGUCAUGUGCCGUCGCCAGCUCAAUGUUGUCCCUUUUGAUUGGUUUGUUCUCCCUCUGUUGGACUUGUAAAGGUUGUAAUCCUCAUCAGGCCACCGGCGCCUUCGCUAACCUCACCUUCCUGUUGCUGGCUGUCGCUGUGUGCGUGUUCGGAACCAAAGCUUACCUGGACAAACAGGCCAUCGUGAUGGAGUCCCAGACCACUAGUACGGAGAUGCUUUUGUUCGGCUGGAGUUUCUGGGUCGCUGUAGGAGCCACAGGGAUGGCACUAAUAUCUAGCAUACUGUACUUUUGUGUAGGACGAAGUGACUACGUGUAUUGAUGCUAAUAACAAAAGAUCCUUACGUUGGACUAAUUUUGUUGGUCCAAUUUUCACCACCGUUCUUUGUACAGGACUUUUGCCAAAAUACUUACUUUUUUUUUCCUUUUAAUGAAAUAUUUUUGUUUGUUUUUUCGAACAGGUUAGCUAAUUACAAUCACAUGUAAAAAUAAUUGACACAAAUUGCACUUUCAGUCAUUUGCAUGAGUUUUAUAUUAUGAAAUAUCAAAAUUUGACUUAAAAACAAAGUGCAGUUUUCACUGCUACAUUGGUAAUUGAUAAAUUGAUUGUCUUGGGUUUUUUUUUAACUCGUUCAAAUUUGACGAUUUUGUUUUGUAUCAUGACUGAAUUUUGAUUGGUGUUAAUUUUUUUUGUCAUAUUAUAUUACUUUUAUUAACAAAAAUAAUCCUAAAGAUUGUAAAGUAAUCCUUUCAUGACAGUAUGACAAUUUUAGGGAAGAAAAAUGCCGAUUACAAAGAAAGUACCGUUUGACUUUCAUUGCCAGUCAUCAAAUUAAAAUGGUCAUUAGUUACAAUAUGCUACAUGUAGCAUUUGUACCUACAGAUAGCGUUUGUAGCUACAGGUAACAUUUGUAAUUAAAGGUAGCAUUUGUAUCUACAGGUAGCAUUUGUAGCUACAGGUAGCAUUUGUAUAUAGACUUUCUUUUCUAUGUGUACAGUAUAUCAAAUUUGUUUGAAACAUAAUUUUUGAUACAUUUGUAUUUUUUCAAUACAGAUGAUGGUCCUUUCUUACCUCUUUGUAAUUUCUGCUUUGAUACUGAGACUAAAAUAUACCUAUUGUUGACAAUUUUUUUUAUCCAAGUUGUGAUUUACAAGGGUUGUGUGAGAAGGUAACCCUGAUGCCUGAAGCUAAAAAUACAAAAUUAAGUGUCUUCCUGGUUUUAACAAGGCAGCAUCAGAGUUACUUCCCUUUCAUUCAGACAAAAAUCUUUUCAUAUUUAGGGAGGUAUUUGAAUGUUUCUAAACAAAGUUUAUAUUUAUCCAUUGUAUAUAUUUUGUAUAUAUUUAUAAAAAGUGAUGAUAUCUUUAUAGUUCCAGUAAAAAUAUAUAUUUGCAUAUUAACAAUUUAUUGCUACAAGAACAAUGGAAAUCAACCAAGCCAAUUGUACCUUUCAUAAAAAAAAUUAAGAUUUUUUUACAUCAAUUUUCAGCAUUAUCAGUGAAAUUUACCAAAUUUAUAUGAUGUCAGUUAUAUGUCAUAUUUGUUUUAGAAUCGUGUGCAGAACUGGAGUAUUUUUGUCAUAAGCUAUGAGAAUUAUUUUGAAUGUUGUUAAGAAUAUUUUUUUUCGUGAUAAUUGAAAAUAUUUUUUUUUUUAAUUUUUAUGUAAACCUGUCUUCAAGAUAUUGAAGUGUUUGGCUUGGUUGGUCACCUAGCGGGAUCGUGCACAGAGCGAGUUCCAGCCAGGGGAGAUAACUCUCCCUUGAUUUGUAUAUAGAUAUGUAUGUAUAAUUAUCUAGUCAUUCAUUCCUCGUGUGAUUUGACAGCGGAGGUUGUAAUGUGCUGUGGCUCCAUCAUGUCGACAGAAAAUUUUACUGGACAUUUAUACCAUUGUCAUAACAAUGCCUGGUAAAAAAAAGGAAAAGAAAAAAAGACUAAAAAAGUCAUUGUAUCGAGUCCCUUAUAUUUACCUCGUACACAUUUUUGCUGAAAUUAUAUUUGAAUUUUUCCUGAUAUGGAGGUUCAUAUACAGGUUGCUGUGUGAUAUGGAAUUUAUUUAAUGAGUUCAAUAAUCUGAGGCAUUUGACUUAUAAAAUAAUGAACAAGUUGAGUAAAUUACAUAUUAUACAGCCAGGAGUGUAAGGUUCUGUUUAUCAUAUAACUUACAUUUUUGAGAAAGUAAAUAAAAACUAUCAAUUUUUUUUUUUUAUAAGAAAAGAUGAAUUUUGAUUCGGUUGAUAGGUUUUUCUCUACAGAGAAGUCAUGUAACAUCACAGAUUCAUUGUGAUGUCAUAAAGUACUUGUGACACCACAGAUUCAUUGUGAUGUCAUAAAGUACUUGUGACAUCACAGAUUCAUUGUGAUGUCAUAAAGUACUUGUGACACCACAGAUUCAUUGUGAUGUCAUAAAGUACUUGUGACACCACAGAUUCAUUGUGAUGUCAUAAAGUACUUGUGACACCACAGAUUCAUUGUGAUGUCAUAAAGUACUUGUGACACCACAGAUUCAUUGUGAUGUCAUAAAGUACUUGUGACACCACAGAUUCAUUGUGAUGUCAUAAAGUACUUGUGACACCACAGAUUCAUUGUGAUGUCAUAAAGUACUUGUGACACCACAGAUUCAUUGUGAUGUCAUAAAGUACUUGUGACACCACAGAUUCAUUGUGAUGUCAUAAAGUACUUGUGACACCACAGAUUCAUUGUGAUGUCAUAAAGUACUUGUGACACCACAGAUUCAUUGUGAUGUCAUAAAGUACUUGUGACACCACAGAUUCAUUGUGAUGUCAUAAAGUACUUGUGACAUCACAAAAAGUGUCACACAUAUGAUAUUUAUGACAUGGCCCUAUGAGAUGGUAGAAUGGGUCAGUUAUGUGAUUAAGCUUCUUAAUUAAUUUAUUAAGGGGAAGUAAUUCAUUGACUUUUAUCUUCCAUGAUGAGAACUCAAUGCAAGGAUAGCAUACUGGAAGACUGAAGUGACCUUUUAACACAAUAUAUAGAUACCUAUAACCCUGUACCUUCUCUCUCAUCAUAAAAACUCCAUUGAAAAAAAACAAAAAAACCCAGAACCAAUCAAUCUUUUAAAAAUUUGUUAAAGUCUUCUUAAAAAUGAUUUUUGCAAGAAUAAAUUUUAAACAAAACGAGGAGAAUUUCAGUGUCAGUAUAUGCCCAUUCAAAUCCAACUUGCCCCAAACAAUUAGUUUGUUAAUAAUCAGAAUAUUAGUAGAUUAUUUGCGAGCAUUGACAAUAGUCGUACAGUAUACCUUGUUAUUGACAGUGGUGUAAAUGUGAUUGGAUUGUAAAUGUCGAGUGCUCUGGGUCGGGUACGAAGUAUAUUUGUCUCAUUUCAUUAUUUUUUCUCUCUUCUAGUCACAGUUUUAUUUCCUUAAAGAGUUAUCCCCCUUUCCAAAUUUUAAUUAAAUUUCUGAAUUAUAAAAAAGCCUGUCUGUCCAUGAUAUGAAAGGAGAUGAGGCCAAGGGUUACAGAAAAUUUUACGAAUUUCAUGCAAAACAGAGCACAUAUUUAUAGUGUAUUGGAAUUCGUGAAAUUUGGUCAGGACAUGAGGGGGAAAAAAAAUCAAUAUUUUUGAAAACAAUAUUAUAAAAGUGAUAUUUCACAUAACAAUUUGAUGAAAUUUACAUUUCGUUUUCCUUUGAUGUAUCAUAAUUUUGAAAAACCAAGGGCAGAUAACUCAUUGGGGAAAUAUUUUUCAACUGUUAGAGUGCACAAGUGUAUAAUAAGAUGUAUGUAUCAACCACUUGAUUUCAGGAAUUAUGUAACUUAUUCAAGGGUAUUCUAAAUAUAUUUCUUAUAAGAAAGGAUUUAGUUUGAAAAUUACAUGUAUCAAAAUACCAUUGGUGUUUUUCAGGUGAAAUGUUAUCGUAAAUUAUCAAAAUCUUUAAUAUUUUUAUGAUCUUAAAAUUCAUAUGAUUAAUUUUUUUCAGUAAUCUGACUUUACGAAUCAUUUCAUUUAUCUUUGAUUUUGACAAAAAUGUCAUGAUUUUCACAAGGCUAUCAUUGUUUUUUUUUGCUUUUGCUUGUUUCAAAAUGCAUUUUUCAUAUAGUGUUGUGUAUCUGGUUUAGUGAAUCUUUUGUAUGUAUGCUUCAUUAAUGAUUAUUUCAGAAUUCAAUAUUAAUUAUAUUUUUUGUAAUGGUGGUAGAAUCAUGUGACUAUGUCCUUUGAUAUUUUGAUAUGGCUAUUCAUUGCCUGUAAUAAGUUUAUCCUUGUGAAAAAUUCCUUUUAAAACUCCACAUGAUAAUUGGUUAAUUAGUGUCCAUGGGUAUUUUUCACAGAAAUUAAUAUGAAUUCUGAUUUUCGAAAUUUUGAUCGUGACUUGGUGAUUGAUGAAUUAAUUAACAAUGUGCCGUAGAGUUGCGUGUAAAAACAUUUUGCCAAUCGCUUGUUUCAAUUGUUCGUCUCCGUGCCAUAUUUCCCCUGAUGUGGUUUUUAUGAAAUUUUGUAAAAACUCAUCCCAUGGGUUUGCAGAUUCUCUUACCGAAUUUCAUACUUGAUCGGUCUCGAUUCAGACACCGAUAUGUAUAAGGUUGCAGAUUUUCUUACCGAAUUCAUACCUGGCUGGCUCCGAUAUUCAUUAUAGGGGCUAGUCCUCUGUUAUUAGAUUGCCUAAGACUUUUACAAUGCUAUCCGAUAGUAGGCUUGUGUUUGUAUGAGUUUAGCACUUGCAUGUUCAAUGUAUUGGUAUUACUAUUUUGCUGAUUAUAAUUUUUUCGCCAUUUGUCAAAUUUGAUUGUCAUGGUGUUAAUGUUACAAACUGUUGUGAUUCAUUUAUCUUCUCAAUAAUAUUUGAAAUAAUUUUCAAAUUUUAAUAAUGAAAACGACAUUCAUAAUCAAAAUAAUCAGAAUUAUUAGACAAAUUGACAAACAUUUUCCUCUCACCGAUCGUUGUUUAUCACUGUCAGAAGGAUGUUUUUUCAGCUACUUUUAGAUUUAAUAAUAUUUUCAUAGAUUUUUUUUUUUUGGUAUUUAUGUUGUAGUUGAAGAUGUUUUUUAUAAAGUUACAUUGCUAACUUAGCCACACAGCAUUAUAUAUCAUCAGUAAUUAAUCUCUUAAUUAGAUUGUUGUUAAUGAGGUAGAAUAGAAUAAAUUUGGCUUGAAGUGUGAUGAUUUAUAUUUUCUCUAAAAAUAUCAGGAAAUAAUUUCAAAUUCAAUGGACAUCAAAUAAAAUCAAAUUUUAGCUUUAAAAUCCGCAGAACAUUUGAGAUAUUUUCUUAAAACUUACCAUUAUGUAUAAGAUUAUACUGAUAUUUAGAAAAUACAAUUAUGUAUAUAGAAAACAAUAUUUUUUAUUACUUUUGGUUUAAUUAAUGCUUUGAUAAAUAGUUUUGAAUGAUCAAUCAUUAAAAUAUUUGAGGCAAUAAAUUAUUAUUUAAAAAACUUUAUGAAAAGAGUUCUAAUGCUAGAACUUUUCUUCAAAGCUAGUGUUUAACUCCUUAUAUACAUUUUUUUUCGGGUUAAAAUGUCAUCGUUGCAUUGAUAGAUUUACAUUGAUAUUGUUUCUGAACAAAUAUUUAAAUGACUUUAUUUUUGUGGUUGUGCAUGUGCAAUAUUCUCACGUAUUUAUGAUAUUAACUUACAAAGAUAUACUGAGUUACGUUCUUGCGAAAAGGUGUAACGGUUUUUGUAAAAAUAAGAAAGGAGAUGUUGGCAAGUGAUUUAUAUUACUGUUCACGCUGUUUGUGAAUGUAAACUUAACCUACUUAGUUUAUAAAAAUGUAGGCCAGUGAUUUCCUACCGCUUAAGGACCCCCUUCUCAAAUUUGCUUGAAUUAAAGGAGAUCAAAGAAAAUAUUUCUCAAAUAUAUUCAUAUUAGAGUAUGUAUGCAUAUGUGUUGAAAAAAACCAUUAACAGAGGUAAAUUAUAUCUCUCAACUAUAAAAAAAAAUCUCAGUUGGAAAGACACUUAAAAAUGUUCAAUCCCAGCUGUGAGAUAGGGAUUUUAUAAAGCAAAAUAGCUAUUGAAUAGCUGAAUUCCUUAGUUUGAGGAAUUUCGAAAAAUGAUGACGGCAUAUGUUUUGUAUGAGAAAUGGUUUCACUGUGUAUAUAGUUCAGACAGUGAUGUUUUAUCAAAAUUACAUAAUGUACUAUAAUUAGCUUCAUGUAAUCGAUCAUUAUCACAUCAGGUUCAUAAUUUUUUUUUCUAUUAUCUGGUCAUUAGAUAUGGAAAGAUUAAAAAAGAUUGUCAGUAGCUAUCUUAAUUUUCUGUAAUACAAAUAAGGGAAUGAACUACUUUUAGAUUUAUCAUUUAUGAAAUGUUGAAUUUACAACUGAACAAGUCUUUAAAAUCGAAUUUAGAUUUAGAUUGAAGAGAAAAAUAUAUGCAAAAAAAACCCAUUUAGGAUAAUUAUGGAAUAUUUGUUUAUAUGUAUGCUCAUGUUAUAUUUAAGUCAAAUGUUAUAUUUAAGUGAUUUUUAAUGACAUCAAUUAAUUUUUGAUUGCGUUAGAGGAGUCAGAAUUUCAUUGCUUUGAUAUGCAUAUCAUUAAAUUAUACAUAUAUAAUUAUAAAAUUCACCACCGCACAUAUCACACAUGCUUUCGUAUAAACAUUGGUGCAAUUCAUUUAUAAUACUAACAUUUAAAAUCUGGUGUUUCUACUUAUGUAAUUGUUUUGACACCUUUGAUGCUUGGAACUAGGAGAAUCUGUUACUAAAUACGAUUUUAUUCAUCAUGGAAUUACUAAUAUGAGGAAUUUCAGCAAAAUAAUAGGAACUUCAUGAAUUCGUUCCAAAAUUUUAGCAAUAAAAUAUUUUUGAAUGCUAUUUUCUUUAAUAAACUAUCAUUUAAAUCUUUUUGAUAAUACCAUAGAUAUAUUUUUAGCAGAAUUCAUCUCAAGUAUGCUCUAUUUAUUACAAGUUCUUAAUAUGUUUGGAGCCUUUUUGAACCAACGAUCAUGAGUUUCGUCCAUUGUAGGCCACCAUUGGCAGCUCUAAUGCAAAAAGAUCCAACAAAGGAUAAUACAACCGAGCCGGUCAAUGAUUCAUAUUGAUGGUUUUGUAUACAACAGCUCGAUAGCGUGUAAACUGAUAUAAACAUGGAUUGUAUAGUUUUGUAGACUUUGUAAUAAAGGUUUCUUGGUAGAA